Messenger RNA from Entelurus aequoreus (snake pipefish), 2154 nucleotides. It is a transcript of the gene gnb5a, whose product is annotated as guanine nucleotide binding protein (G protein), beta 5a. Gene Ontology annotation, biological process: G protein-coupled dopamine receptor signaling pathway; G protein-coupled receptor signaling pathway. Gene Ontology annotation, molecular function: signaling receptor complex adaptor activity; protein binding. Bases 243 to 1328 code for a protein of 361 amino acids. Gene Ontology annotation, cellular component: cytoplasm; heterotrimeric G-protein complex. NCBI's taxonomy places the organism in Eukaryota, Metazoa, Chordata, Actinopteri, Syngnathiformes, Syngnathidae. The transcript is spliced from 11 exons. The record is from RefSeq and is a predicted model, not a curated record.
CAUAUUGUGGAAAUGACAUAUUUUGUAUUGGAUCUCAUUCAAUUGUGCAGGUGUGCCCAAUGAAGUGUCUUGCAUGAAUUUAUUCUCCAGUGUACUGAGAAGUGAUUUCCUCCUCCUCCUCCUCCUCUGGAAGAGUGGAGUAGCGUCAUAGCGCGGUGACGUCACGGGAGCAGCAUCAGCUGUUAGCUGGGUGCAUUUAAGCCUUUUCGCUGCCCAUCGCUGCCCGCACAAAGGACAAAUAUAUGAGAUCCCCUCCAAUCCCUGACAUGGCGACACAGGAGGUUCAGCUCAACGAGACUCUGGCGCAUCUCAAGACGGAGUCGGAGUCGCUCAAGUCGAAGCUGGAGGAGGAAAGAGCCAAGCUGCACGACGUCGAGCUGCACCAAGUGGCAGAGAAGGUGGAGGGCUUGGGUCAGUUUGUCAUGAAGACCCGGAGAACUCUGAAGGGACAUGGCAACAAAGUUCUGUGCAUGGACUGGUGUAAGGACAAGAGGAGGAUUGUCAGCUCCUCACAGGAUGGGAAAGUGAUCGUGUGGGAUGCCUUCACUACCAACAAGGAGCACGCCGUGACAAUGCCUUGCACCUGGGUAAUGGCCUGUGCCUACGCCCCGUCUGGUUGCGCCGUAGCUUGUGGUGGCCUUGACAACAAAUGCUCAGUGUAUCCUCUCUCACUGGACAAAAAUGAGAACCUGGCUGCGAAGAAGAAGUCGGUGGCCAUGCACACCAACUACUUGUCUGCUUGUAGCUUCACCAACUCAGACAUGCAGAUCCUGACUUCCAGCGGUGACGGCACGUGUGCAUUAUGGGAUGUGGAGAGCGGGCAGUUGUUGCAGAGUUUCCAUGGACACGCGGCAGACGUGUUGUGCCUCGACCUGGCCCCCUCUGAGACUGGAAACACGUUUGUGUCAGGAGGCUGCGAUAAGAAGGCCAACGUGUGGGACAUGCGUUCAGGACAGUGCAUUCAGUCAUUUGAAACUCAUGAAUCUGACAUCAAUAGUGUACGUUAUUAUCCCAGUGGAGAUGCAUUUGCGUCUGGUUCAGAUGAUGCCACAUGCCGCCUGUAUGACUUAAGAGCAGACCGAGAAGUAGCUAUCUAUUCCAAAGAGAGCAUCAUUUUUGGAGUGUCCAGUGUUGAUUUCUCUCUCAGUGGACGGCUCCUUUUCGGUGGCUACAACGACUACACCAUUAAUGUUUGGGAUGUACUCAAAGGAACACGGGUGUCAAUUCUGUUCGGACAUGAGAACCGUGUCAGCACAUUGCGGGUGUCCCCCGAUGGGACGGCCUUCUGCACAGGCUCUUGGGACCACACCCUUCGAAUUUGGGCUUAAAGAAGCAGCGCACAGAUGAUUAAUGUCGAACACAAAUACCUUCUGUUUGCUACCGUACAUAACAGAAAUGGACUCUAAGUUUGUGGUUGUACAUAUCAAAAGCAUUGUUUGUACUUCGGCUGUGUUUAAUUUGUGCACUUCCAUAUUUACACUUCAGAAUACUUAGCAGAAAUGUAAUAUGUAUCACUUUUUUAAUUGUGCAUUGCGACCACUCAGGUUGGUCCCUGCCCUUCCACUACGUAGCCAAGAUGGCCAUCAUUAAGGGUAGUUGCGCUGCAUCACUGCACACUCCUUUCUUUGAGGCGUGUUAAGUGCAACAUCCGACCAUGUGGACCUGUUUAUGCACUUAAAAUGUUAAGUGUAAGUAUGGAAGUGUACGAGAAGAAACAAAGCCUUAGUCUCACAGCCAGGUUAGAUGAACAUAUCACUGAAAUCAAUGAGGCCUAUUGAGGUGUUUCCUAGUACACAAUGAUUGGACUUAAAAUUGCACAGCAUAAUAAUAAUUUAAAAUGUAAAAUUUGAUGAAAAAAACACUUGUAGUGAAUAGACUUCUAGGAUAGAAGUGACACAAAGUGAUGUGUUGUAUUCGCCGCGUUAAGGCCAAUAUUAUGAAUUUGUUUUGCACGAAAACGGCUUGUAGUGUUUUGGAAGAAAGUAAAAGAUGAAAUCAAAUAGAUCGGUGUCAUGAAUAUAUAUUCACGUGCAAGCAAGCAAAUUGAUGUCUAUGACCUGCUACCACGACAGGCGCUCAACUGCCAAUAUUGUAUUAAAGCACAUUAAAAUUAAAAUGAUGUAAUAGGAUGUACAUGUUUUCUUUUUUUCAUCU